AUGCCUUCAUACCUUAUAACCGGUGCUAGCAGAGGUAUUGGCCUCGCCUUUGUCGCAGAUCUCCUUCAAGCUGCGAGCAACUUCGUAGUUGCUACUGCACGAAACCCUGAUGCCUCCCCAGGACUUCGACAGUUACAGGAGCAGUAUCCAAAGGAUCGGUUGGCGAUAGUGCCAAUGGACGUUGCAGACACCAGUAGCGUCCGGCAGGCGGCAGAUACAGUAGCCGCGCUCCUUCCAAAUGGUCUCGAUUUCCUCAUCAGCAAUGCGGGAAUCCUUCUCCAACCGGGAGCUGUCAGUUUCGAAGACUGCAAUCUCGACGCACUUGAGCAAGAACUACAAGUCAAUACUAUCGGCCCGAUCAAAGUGGUCCGCGCCUUUCUACCCUUGAUACGGCAGAGCGAUUUGAAGAAGAUCGCCCUAAUCACGUCGGUGCUUGCAUCACUGGAGAUGGCACCCAGCUUUUGUGAGGUUGGUAACACAUACUCCCUCACGAAGGCAGCUCUGAAUAUGCUGGGCCGCCGGUGGGGUACAAUGCUUCGAUCGGAAGGGAUCACAAUGAUGCUCAUUGAUCCAGGAUAUGUUGCGACCGACAUGGGCCAUGCUGCAGAUGACUGGAUGCGACAAAAAGCACCAGAUGUUCAGAGCUACACACCCAAACAGUGUGCAGUAAGAUGCCUACAGAUUAUCAGUGACACCAAGUUGGAAAAUGCGGUGGAGUUCUGCGCAAUCGAGGGCGUCAAGAUGCCAUGGUGA
Messenger RNA from Postia placenta MAD-698-R-SB12, 753 nucleotides. RefSeq lists its product as hypothetical. Bases 1 to 753 code for a protein of 250 amino acids. NCBI's taxonomy places the organism in Eukaryota, Fungi, Basidiomycota, Agaricomycetes, Polyporales, Adustoporiaceae. The transcript has 5 exons. The record is from RefSeq and is a predicted model, not a curated record.